Messenger RNA from Laetiporus sulphureus 93-53, 5764 nucleotides. RefSeq lists its product as uncharacterized. Gene Ontology annotation, biological process: establishment of mitochondrion localization; dynein-driven meiotic oscillatory nuclear movement; maintenance of protein location in cell cortex. NCBI's taxonomy places the organism in Eukaryota, Fungi, Basidiomycota, Agaricomycetes, Polyporales, Laetiporaceae. Gene Ontology annotation, cellular component: cell cortex; mitochondrion. Gene Ontology annotation, molecular function: tubulin binding; phospholipid binding. The transcript is spliced from 5 exons. Bases 204 to 5528 code for a protein of 1774 amino acids. The record is from RefSeq and is a predicted model, not a curated record.
AACGACCCGGCUUUGCGGCCUAGAUAGUUGUGGCCGCGCAGCAGCGCGGACGGUGACGAUCUGUGACGUAGCGUGACAGAAUGCGAUAAGUGAACAAUGGGCGUGACGUGACCAUUCACCACCGCAACCACGCGGCGCAAUGCGCCUGCACCUCCCCGCGUUGACAUUUUACCUCCACCGCCGUCGCGUGCUGGUUGCGUAAAAUGUCCACACUCUCCGACGGCGACGACAGUGUCGACGCCCCCACCUUGUUCUAUGCCUCCACCAACAACACCGCCGGACUCCGCCUACGUUUGCAGAACCUCAUCGACUCCAAGGAACAGCAGAUCCAGCAGGCUGGAGAACUCGGACAACAGCUUGUGACCCAGCGCGUCGAGCUCGAGGAGCGCAUGAGGCAGCUUGAUCAAGAGGACUAUUGGGACUCGGGGAGUGACGACGAUGACGAUGCCGAAGGGGGUGUGCGCGGGAGGAACUUGGACUUGGAGGAUACGCUCAGCGCAUGGGAUGUGGAGAAUGAGCGGCUUGCCACUGGGUUUGGAUUAAGGGACCUACCACCGGUAAAUGGCGUGCAUCAGCCUUAUCACGAGCUCUCUCGCGACGUGGAUCAUUCAGACGGUAUGUCGGAGAGAUCCACAGCAGUAUCAGGGAUGUCCGCCAUGCAAGCCUCUCGUCGCGCGAGGAAUGCAACACACCGUUCAGACGAUGUCGAGUUCGCAUACGAAAUCGGCACCGGUUUGCUGUCGGAGGUGCGGCGUCUGCAGAGCCUUGUUUCAGAGCGUGAUGCAACAAUCCGGGUCCUUACCCAAGAGAGGGAUAUGUCGGAAGACCUGGCGCAGACUCUGAGGGAGCAGUGGGAAAAGGCCACAGUUCAGAUUGAGAAGUAUAAGGAUGCGAACUGGGACAUGGAAGUGAAGAGGCAAGAGUUGCAAGCACAGCUGCAGGACUCGCAGAACGCGAGAGAAAAGCUCGAUGGCGAGAAUAGGCGGCUCAUUAAAGCUCUCACCACGUCCCGCGAGGCCGCCGACCACCACAAAGGCGAGGCUGAGCGGCAUCUAAAGGCAUAUCAGGACUUGAAGGCGAAGCAUGAGACUGAUGUGGCGCAGGCUCGAAAGAAUGCGGCCAGUCUCCAGCGCGACAAGUCAGAUCUCCAACAAGCUGUGGAUGCCCUGAAGGUGGAGAUGGCGAAGUCAAGCAGACGAAUCUUCCCUCGAUUUUCGCCGUCAGCUUCCGGCAAUGACGGCGGUUCAGAACACCCCGCUUCAGGCAGCCAGGAAGAGGACGAUGCACUCGGAAAUUUGGGACGCGCAAACUCACAUAUCAGAAGGAUCAGCGAGAGUGCGGCGUCCUACCCUGCUGAGGCGUUUGAGGACUUCCCUGAAGCAUCCCCUGACCUGUCGCCCACGAAGCCGUUCCGUGCUCCCAAUCACCCGAGCAAUGAGAUCGAGGCUCUCCAGCAACGACUCGCCCAUGCACAGAGGCAGGUCAAUACCCUGAAGAGUACGCUCCAACGCGAAAAAGAGCUCCGCAUGGACUUUAAACGCAAGCUCGAUGCGGCGAAUGCCAAGAUUGCGGAGGAGCAGGAGGAGGAAAACGCUGACGAGGAGGCAGAGGAGCCAUCAAAGCCAAAGAGACACUUAACACCGUUCCGUGUUGGCAGGGGCCGUGGACGAGGCAGAGGCAGGGGUGGCAUGACGCUCAUGCAGCGGUUGGGGAUGGCUUCCCACAGCCCUUCUGCAGGCAAUCGCGAAGAAGAACGACCCGAAAUGUCUCCACCACCUCCCGUUCCACGUCUACCACCUGUUUUCCCGCUCUCGGACGAGUCCCAAAGGCUUGACGUUCGGAGCGACGACGAAGACGAAGCAGACCCUAAUGUGCCAGCUUCCCCCACGCGUUCUCAUCAUUCGACUCGGACAAGCCUCGAGGGCAUGGAUCCGGCAUUCGCGAACGUUCUUCACCGUAAUAACUCCACUAGUUCCCUCGUGCACAAUGCGAGUCCGCUGCGGCACCCAGUCGCUAGGACUCGCGGACGUGGUGGCGCCUUCCGCCGGCCAAGAGGCAGCUCAAUCUACCAGCGCCCACCUUCGUUCGUCUCAAAGCCGGAGGCCCUGGCUGCAGAGCUUGGCUUGGACGCCACGUGUGAGGACAGCAGCGACGAAGAGAAGGACAUGGUGAAUACUGCAUGCCAAACUGAUGAUAUCCCCGCAGAAGUCCCUCUGCCGGCGCCUGCACCUCCUCUGAUGUCUGAAACGGGUAUCCAAGUCGUCCCUGAGCCCACUCCAGUGGUCGCUACUUCUGGGAUCUCCAUGCAGACGGAGAUCGAGGCUGUACCGCUGCACACGGAGAUGGGCGUGCAACAUGAGGAUCUGCUCCCUGAGCCUGUAAGGACGGAAGCCGCUGUUCAGCACGAGUCUAUGGAGCCAGUUCGGAUGCUCGUGUCCAGCAGUAUGAACACUGAAACGGAGGUGCCGCCUGAGCUUUUGCCAAUACCAGUCACACCAGUUCUUGUUGAAGCGGAGACACAAACAGUUCUGGUGCAGCUCGCCGAGAUGGAUAUUCAGACUGUUCCCGAGGCGAUUCCAAUGCCGGUGGAGAAGUUGGACAUGGACAUUCAAACUCUUCCCCUUCUCCAGCCCAUCACGUCUGACAUGCAGACACAGACUUUGUCCCUCCCGACACCUGUCAUGGCAGAGAUGCAGAUUCAGACGUUACCACUCCCGGCUUCUGUCACCGCCGAAAUGCAGAUCCAAACGCUCCCGCCUGUCGUGGCAGAAAUGCAGGUGCAAACGCUGUCACCGCCGGCGCCUGUCAUGGUGGAGAUGCAGAUCCAGACGCUACCACCUCCAGUACCUGUCAUGGAAGAGAUCCAGAUCCAGACGCUGCCACUUCCAGCACCAAUCAUGGCUGAUGUGCAGACUCAGACCGUACCAUCCGAGGAGGUCACUGUUGUCGCUAUUCCAUCUCAAACGCUAGCACUUCCGGUUGCGAAUGCUGAGGUGCAAGUAGAAGAAUUUGACACGCCUCGUCUGCACAGCGUAGCUGUCGCAUCAGCAGGCGAAGAAUAUUCCGGAGAUUUCAGCGGUGAUAUCACGAUACAUGGGCGUCCUGUGCCACUCGUUGUGCGCGUUGGGGAGCCGAACAACGACUACGAUCUCCGGACACAGACACCAGCAAUCACUGAGACAGAUACCGAUGACUACCAAGAUGCUCGGCAGAGCAUGUCGUUGGCAACACCGAGCGACUCCGUCAAUGACUUCCAUUCUAUUAGGACAGUCUCUGACAAUGACUUCUCAGAAAGUGAGGACGAUAACGAGAGCAUCGUGGCAUCGCGACUCCCGAGCCGUCAGGGCUUGUCCGCUGUGUCUUCGACGUUCUCUGUCAAUGUUGCUCCUCGAGCCACGUCAACUCCUAUCCCGCUGGCACCCACAUAUGAGUCGAUAGGAGUCGAGACUGAAGCUAUCGAUGAGUUUACACCUCAGCCACUUCCAGAAGAGCCUUCAUUGCCAGAGCCGGGGCCUGUGUUCGAGCCAAAACCGGAGUUCAAGGAGAUGUCUAUCCAGACAGACGAGUGGAUCCCUCCCGCGCCUGUUGUUCCUGUCGUGUCUCCUGUUUCCGCACCCGUUACUGCCCCUCCUACUCCAUCACUCGGUCCACUUCCAAGCCUUUACCGUGUCGGCGCCAAUUCCCAACAUUUCCAGUUUAUACCUCCCCCAUCUCCUGCAGGUCCUUCCACUUCUUUUGUGCCUGCUAUCGUCGCUCCUUCUCCUUCGCCAAGCUCUACUAUCAGAGAUCCCAAUGCCACACUCCUUGCCCGUCCUCGCACCUCUCAUUCAGAUCGAAGACAGUCCAUGGAAUCAUCUCUGUCAUACGUUGUUGACGAGCUCGGUGUACGCACUCGUCCACAGGCGACUGCAGUUGACAAGUCUCGUCCGCCAACAAUUGCGCUGCCACCACCACCACGCGCCCCUCCUCCGUCAAACAGUAUGCCCCCACCAUCUACAAUACCAGACAGGCGGAUUUUGCAAGAUAUACCUCCUCCGCGUCCAUCUUCGCCUCCUCCGGCCGAGCUCAUCCAACGCGCUACUUCCCCUAUCAUCGGAAGUGUUCUGUCGCUCCCUGGAGGAAGGCCUCUAAGCAUCAGACUACAUGGCUCCACGCCAUCGUCACAAGUGCGUGAGCUGCCGUCCACGGGCAGCUUCAGGUCAGCAGCGAACACUCUGGAUCGUGCGCCUAUGAGCUCCGCUGCUUCCGCGAUAGCAUCCAGUGUCCGGGAGAGAGCCCGUCGAGAAUUGUCCUCCGCAUCUAUAAAUUCUGCAAGGCACAGCCUGGGUUCUCAACGUUCCUCAAUAUCAUCUGAUACUCAUGCGCUCCCGCGACAAACUCAGAGACCCGGCGAUUUGGCUAUGGUACCGGGACGCUCGGGAGACAUGUUGUCUCGUGCCGCAACGAACGGCUCGACCGAACCCAUUAUUCAUGCGAUUACGCAAACUAUGAUUGGCGAAUUCUUCUACAAGUACACUCGUCGGACGCUCGGAAGAGGUCCUGGCAGCAGCAGGCAUCGACGUUAUGUCUGGAUCCACCCGUAUACGAGGACGUUGUAUUGGAGUACAGGUGAUCCCAGCUCGGCCACCGUGAACGAAGCCACCUCCAAAAGCACGUUCAUCGAAAGUGUUCGAUCUGUGCUCGAUCCCAACCCCAUGCCACCUGGUCUCUACCAGUACAGUCUUAUAAUCACCACGCCGCAUCGCGAGCUGAAAUUCACUGCAUCCACAAAAGAGAGGCACGAACUCUGGCUGAGUGCAUUAAGCUACCUGAUUGCACGGUCGAACCCAGCGCCGCCCGUCGCGUCGUCAUCAAGUGACCCGCCGCCGGCCCCCUUGAGUCCCAUGUCUAUGGAUCAGGAGCUGCCGGAUGAUGAGAGCCAGCCACAUCUUCUCGUUCAGGCCAGUCCGAAUAGUCAGCGCAGCACGCGAACGAAUAGGACAGAUGCCAGCGUGGAUUCGUACAAUACCCCUCGUGGCCCGCGCAGCCAUUCGCAGAUGUCGUUCAGGGGCUCCAUGGGCAGGCUUUCGGGCACACCAGCUGCGGAGUACCUUCGUUGGGCUGAGCAGGAAGACUUGCAGAGCUCAACAAGAGAGCAUGACCCAACGUCUGGUCAAGAUGACGAGGAACUCGACUUCGAGCUCCACAAUGAUACGCAUUCUGAUGGUGGUUUUGAGGGCUUGGAGAACGUUCGUGCAUGCUGUGACGGCCGACAUACAGUGGGUCGCGCCGGGAUGCCAAGUCACACUCACCAUCAUCACCACCACCACCAGGAGCAAGAGACUCGAGCAGAUUCCUCCCGUGCUCGCGACCAGCACCUCCACCCUGCGAUCCUCGACUCAGCUCGGCCAGCGAGCCCUUCCUGGUCGUUCCGUUCCCGUACGAGCAGCUCGGUCGCCCAGGAUGGAUCUGGCUUCCUGUCGCGGUUCGGCACCAAGAGAUCCACGAGACACCUGGCGGGUAUAUCUUCUAGCAGCGCGCAUGACUAGUAGUAGAGUUUAUUAAUCCCCCAUUGUAAUCGCAUCGGAAUGCCGGAACGUCUUGCUUUCUUCACCUAGCUGAAACCCCUACAUUCUUUUAGUAUCGCAUUUUGUCCAUGGUCCAUUAAUCGUUUGUCUAGCUACUAGUGAAUUGCAUGUAUCCAAUUAUCUUAUAUUUGUGCGAAUACGCGACAUGAAUAUGGUCGUUCUCUUCUAUCUAAUGGAUAUAUAUACGUUCAACGGGA